CUCCCGGGCCGCCGGCCCGCCCCGCGCGGGUCCCGCUGCACUGUGGGUAGGCGGCGGCGGCGGCGCUGAGGGGCGGGCGGCGGAGCGAGGCCGCGCGCGCCGAAGAUGGCUGAGAAGCAGAAGCACGACGGGCGGGUGAAGAUUGGACACUACGUGCUGGGGGACACUCUGGGCGUCGGCACCUUCGGCAAAGUGAAGAUUGGAGAACAUCAAUUGACAGGCCAUAAAGUUGCAGUUAAAAUCUUAAAUAGACAGAAGAUUCGCAGUUUAGAUGUUGUUGGAAAAAUAAAACGAGAAAUUCAAAAUCUAAAACUCUUUCGUCAUCCUCAUAUUAUCAAACUAUACCAGGUGAUCAGCACUCCAACAGAUUUUUUUAUGGUAAUGGAAUAUGUGUCUGGAGGUGAAUUAUUUGACUACAUCUGCAAACAUGGACGGGUUGAAGAGAUAGAAGCCAGGCGGCUCUUUCAGCAGAUUCUGUCUGCUGUUGAUUACUGUCAUAGGCAUAUGGUUGUUCAUCGAGACCUGAAACCAGAGAAUGUGCUAUUGGAUGCACACAUGAAUGCGAAGAUAGCUGAUUUUGGACUAUCUAAUAUGAUGUCAGAUGGUGAAUUUCUGCGAACUAGUUGCGGAUCUCCAAAUUAUGCAGCACCUGAAGUCAUCUCAGGCAGAUUGUAUGCAGGUCCUGAAGUUGAUAUCUGGAGCUGCGGUGUUAUCUUGUAUGCUCUUCUUUGUGGCACCCUCCCGUUUGAUGAUGAACAUGUACCUACAUUAUUUAAGAAGAUCCGAGGUGGUGUUUUUUAUAUCCCAGAGUAUCUCAAUCGUUCUAUUGCCACUCUACUGAUGCAUAUGCUGCAGGUUGACCCCCUGAAACGAGCAACUAUCAAAGACAUACGAGAGCAUGAAUGGUUUAAACAAGAUUUGCCCAGUUACUUAUUUCCUGAAGACCCCUCCUAUGAUGCUAAUGUCAUUGAUGAUGAGGCUGUGAAAGAAGUGUGUGAAAAAUUUGAGUGUACAGAAUCAGAAGUAAUGAACAGUUUAUAUAGUGGUGACCCUCAAGACCAGCUUGCAGUGGCGUAUCAUCUUAUCAUUGACAAUCGGAGAAUAAUGAACCAAGCCAGUGAGUUCUACCUCGCCUCAAGUCCUCCAACUGGUUCUUUUAUGGACGAUAGUGCCAUGCAUAUCCCCCCAGGCCUGAAACCUCAUCCAGAAAGGAUGCCACCUCUUAUAGCAGACAGCCCCAAAGCAAAAUGUCCAUUGGAUGCACUGAAUACGACUAAGCCCAAAUCUUUAGCUGUGAAAAAAGCCAAGUGGCAUCUUGGAAUCCGAAGUCAGAGCAAACCAUAUGACAUUAUGGCUGAAGUUUACCGAGCUAUGAAGCAGCUGGAUUUUGAAUGGAAGGUAGUGAAUGCAUACCAUCUUCGUGUAAGAAGAAAAAAUCCAGUGACUGGGAACUAUGUCAAAAUGAGCUUACAACUUUAUCUAGUUGACAACAGGAGCUAUCUUUUGGACUUUAAGAGUAUCGAUGAUGAGGUAGUGGAGCAGAGGUCUGGUUCCUCAACACCUCAGCGUUCUUGUUCAGCUGCUGGCUUACACAGACCAAGAUCAAGUUUUGAUUCUGCAACUGUGGAGAGCCAUUCACUUUCUAGCUCUCUGACUGGCUCUUUGACUGGAAGCAUAUCAUCUUCAGUUUCACCUCGCCUGGGCAGUCACACCAUGGAUUUUUUUGAAAUGUGUGCAAGUUUGAUCACUACUUUAGCCCGUUGAUGAUCUGUCCCUAGUUGCUAUCUUUCUGUUAUUGCACUGUGAAAAUGAGAUAUAUUCUUUAAAUUAUUAUCUUACUUCUGGACAACAUACUCUGCAAUACUAAUUGAGAGAUGUGAGUAUCUCCAGGAGACACACAAUGACGGUGAAAUUACUGAAAACAAAAAAGUCUGGCAUUUGCUUGUAGAAAUCUGCAAUUCUAUUGUGCCUAUGAUAAAUGCACAUAGGCAAUAUCUUUAAUAGGUGAACAUGGAUGCAGAUUGUUAAUUACAAUUGUAAGUUCACUGCAAAUGAUUAAUACACCUCACUGACAAACCAUCUCAAUGUAAGGGUGGCUUGGCAACACCUCCUUGCUUUACUGUUUAGGUAAAUCCAGUUUACUUCCUAAAUUUCAGUAGGCCUUAAGCUGCUAUGUCCCUGUUUUCUUGCACAGGAAGAUUAGAAAGUAAAAAAAAUCAUCAAUAAGAUAUUAUUUAAAUGCUCAAAUCUUAAAAGCUUGCCCCCAAAAUUUCAGAAGCCAAGUUCUUCUAACAGUUCUUUACAAAUACUGCCUAGUGUUCAACAGAAAGGCUGUGGUCCUAUAACAGGUAACCAUAAUUUCCAGGUUCCUUUAAAAACUGUAACUGAUUCUGGAUUGUAUCUUGAUAUUUUCUUGAAUAAUAUAUUUAUCUUAAGAGCCUUUAAGGUUCAACUUAAUUUUGGAACAUCUGGAAUUGCAACAAUUUUCAUCUUUUCCAUAGACUUCUGUCAUUUUAAAAUAUACCUUCAAAACCUCCCUUUCUCAGAUUCUUUUUGAUUCUAUUUAUUUUUAUACUUCACCAAGAAUAAAAUAAACAAAGCAAAAUAUCAACAAUCCCAUAAAAGAGAUUAUCCUCUAUCUUUGUUCUUUUAUUUUGUGUGUUAGGUUGUUAGGAUCAUGUUGUAUUUUACAAUGCUAAUUCUUCAUUUGAAGCCAUCACCUUCCACUACCUUCCCUAGGCACUAUAGUCUUUUUCAUUAUUUGAUCCUCAGUGGCUGAUUGACUUAGUUUUUGAGUUUUUUCUGGUUCCCUUUCUGGGUUGCUAGCCAUUCAGUUUGAAAAAACACUGUUCUGGCCCAAAGGGCUUUUAUGUACUUCCAAAGCUUGAUAGGCUGUGACCUUCACUGUUGAACCUGGUAGGGCAGUAAAGCCUUAAACAUUUUUUAAAAUUCUCUCUUGAAUAAACAUAUGUGUUGUUUACAUAUAUACAUAUAUGUAUUCACAUACCAGUACUUUUAAUUGAAAACCAAACCGUGUUUUUGUUUUGCUUUGUGAAGGUUUUUUUUUUUAAGAUUAAAAAAACACACAAAUUAUAUAUAGCAGGGUAGAUAGUAGCUCAUUGAUUAUAUUUUGUUUUAGUAAAAGUAUUUAAUUUUUAAAUUAUGUGUAAUUUAUCUAAUUUGUAUUUAUUCAUUUGUUAUGUUUAUGCUGUAAUUGAUAAUCUCCUUCACCAGACUUACCCUAGAAAAUAUUAAGCUCUUGAAAACAAAAAUGACAUUACCUUGACAGAUUUCUGUUUGCCAAAAAUAAUGUAUUUUCUACCAAGAAGCAAAUGAGACUGUUAGACCAGGUUUCUCCUAUGUUUAUGGAAGACAAGCAUGUCUAUCUUUAAAUAGUUUUUGAGUCAGGAAUUUGCAUUGUGUCAUAUCAUGUUGUUUCGUAGACCUUUUAAAAAUGGUGUUUAAAUAACUUGUAAGUCUUCUUAAUAUCAAAAUGAAAGGAAUCUUUGUUCAUCCAUUUGGGAAAGAGGGUGGGGUUGCAGUUUGAGAUAGUUUAAGGUUUAAUCUUUGAAAGACUGCCAUCUCGUGGCACCAAAGGGUAAUACUUUUAAUGAUUAUUUGUAUAGGGAUAAGCAGUCCUGUGUUAGUCUGAUAUGUGUUAUAGAUAGAUACUACGUAGUUUUGGCUUCUCCAAAUGUGUACAUACCUCUUUUGGGAAAAACAGGGAUACCUAUUAAUAUUUUCCUGAUUGUGAAUGGAAUGAUCUUAGAAAUAAGGAACUAAUAAGAUCCCUUAUCCCUAGUGACAAAAUCCAUACCAAUUUUAAAGGCAGAGAAACAGCCGAGGAAUCUAGUGGCAUUUUAGCUUUGCUAGUCUAAUAAAUCAGAUAUUAGAAACUUGUUAUCAUAAUUACUUUAUAUCAAUGAUUAUCAUGUUUUUUGAGUUAAUUUAUUCACUAUUUUCUCACUCUUGCCAUUAUUUAUGAACAUCCACAUUUGAUAGUUACAUGUUUAAUUUGGGGAAAACAACAGUCACAGAUUUGGUGCUUUCAUGUGUAGGGUUUUCAAACAUAGCUAUUCCAUGAAUCUAGUGGGUAUAGUAAAUUAGUUUGUAGAGAGACAAUUACAGGAGAACUCAGUCCAGUAUCAUAGGGGCUAGAACAUUGUCAUGGCAGGCUGUUUGCUGCCUGUGGGCACAGAGAGUGAAAGAAUCAGUUGCUUACACAAUAUUCCCACACUUUAGUCUUAUAAUCUAUGGUUGUGGUAGGUAGAUCUGGGCUAAGAACAGUUUGUCCCAGUUGAGAUUUUAGAAAUUUUCUAUUAGGUUAUAGGUAAGGCCUUAGCUAUAUCACGGACUCCAUAUGGUUCCAGAAUAGCAUUUCCUGAAGUAUAUCCUGUGAUAUGCUCUGCAGGAAAAAAAAAAAAAAAAAAAGAAUCCAUGGAGAAAGUUUGAAAAUGUUUACAUGCUACUCUAUCCCUUAAGAAUGAUGGUGGAUCUGAGCAUUAAAGACUGAUAAGUCCUUCCAUGAAAAAGGACAACCAUGUAACUUUCUUUAGCUCUGCUUUGCCCAAAUUAAUUAAUCAUUUUUAAACAUCUGAUGAGAAAAAGAAAAUUUGGAAACUAUUAGGGAAAUUAUGUACCUGGUUGCCAUAAUUAGGGUAGUUAAGAAUGAAAUUAAGGUAGUACCUCCUUUUUCCCUUGGUUGGGAAGAAUCUGAUUCAAAUUCAGAAUCAUUUCAUUUGAACUUGCAGACAUGUUCAUCUUGAAUGAAUGCUGGACUAAACAGAAUUUUUUAUGUCUGCAAUUUGUUUUAUAAUCAGGUUGUGGUAAUCAGGUUGUGUAUUGUUUGGGUGCAACAUUUAUUCUUUUUUUGUGUCGAGUGACUGAAAAAUCUUAAAUGUGAUUACUUGAAAAAAAAAAGAUUAAGAGACUAAGUGACUUAUGCUUAUAGCUCUAUAGGUAGUAAGUCAGUAUCACUGACACUUUCAAAAUGUGUAGGAAGUGAACAUUUUCUAAAUAUUUUUGUGUAGGAUACCACAUUUAGAUCUAAUCCCUGUUAUCUUUUAAUGUAGGACCAGAUACCUUCUUAAAUUGAAUAUUUAGGGAGGGAAGUAGGCAAACCAUUUACAAGUUAGGUUUUUGUUUUGAUCAACAAACCUUUUAAGAGACAUUUUUAUAAUCUCAAGCGUUUACAUUUCUUGAUACUAGCCAUCUAUCAAUAUAAAGAGAAUCCAGGAGCCUAAAUUAAUCAGAAAUAAUUGUAUUUCUGUGUCAGGGAAUUGGCUAUAUGUAGCACAAACAAUUUUCCAUUUUCUGCAAAUAGUAGGUUUUCCAGAACAGUUACAUAAUUCUGUGCUUGCUUUCUCUUAUUCCCUAGCCAGUUUGUACUCAGGGAAUACAGAUUGAUUUUUAGUAUUAAAUGAGACAUAAUUUAGUAAAUAAUCUAUUACAGAUUUUUUGACUAUUUGGAUUUUUACAUAGCAUCUAUUAAUGUGCAGUAUACUGAGUUAAUGUACGCACUACACUUUUCAUUUAUAAAAUUUAGAAGCCUGGAACAUAACCUACCACAGAUACCACAUUGUUUCUAUUCACUGGUUAAUAAUUUAUAUGCCGUUAAUGGUUAUAGAUAUUUAGAUAUUAGCAAUAUCUAAACGCUAGACAUAUUCACAGUUUUAUCUGUUUCUGUUUGUUUUUAAAGACCCAAACCUUUUCAAUCUGGCAUUUCUUUACUUGGUAGUCCUGUUACCCUGUGGCUUUUAAAAUAAGGAAUGUAAUUUAUUUUAAUAUCAGAGACUCUAUUAAAAACUCUGGAUGAGGGAUAUGUGCAAUCUGUUGGUAAGUCACAUUCUAUGUUAGGUCUCAUUUUUGUAACCCAUAAAAUGGGAGAGAGAGAUUACAAGACCUCUAUGGUAACUUUGAGCUUUAAAGUUCUGUUUUUUCUGCCUUUUCUUAUGAUUUGUGUUAGAGUGCAUUUUUUAUAUAUUAAGAGUUUUUAUACUAGUGUGAAUGUUCUAUUUUUGAUUUGGUGAGGCAUUUCAAAGGCAUAAACUUGAAUAUUUUUCUAAAUACAGCUACUAAAGUAAUACAAAUGAUAGAAAUCAUCCAGAAAACUAAACAUGUUGAGACAUUAUAUCCAUUUGGCAUAAAGCAAAACAUUACUAAUUUGGAAUAAUGGAAAUGUUCUAGACGUUUUUAUAGUGACUGUUACAUCCAGAGACCCUCUGUAUCUGUUAACUUAUUAAUACAAAAACCUUGUGAGGUAAUCAGGAAAAGUACUUUUACCAUUUUCCAGAUGAGGAAGCCGGACCAGAAAGCUUUUCAUAAAUGCCAUACAAGUAUUCAGCGGUGAUCAAAUGCUCUUUAUAGCAUGCUACCUUUCCUGAAUUAAUGAAACGUGAGUAGUUGGUAACAAAACUAAACAGAUGUAUUGCUUUCAAGACUUAGAGUGACAUAAAGCAGUCUUAACUAAGUAUUUCUUAGUUUAACUAUUUGAACCAGUUGAUUGUACAAACUAGAUAUUUAUCUGAUUUAUGAUUAGCAUAUUCAUUUUUAUAAGUACUUCUAAGUUAAUGAGGGUGUUUAAAAAACACUGAAGAAACUUUAGGACAUGAUUCUUCCUGUAAUUUUAUUUAUGGGAUUCUUACGGCACAGUCUUUUUUUAAAAAAGGAAUACUAACCCCAGUCCCUAUCUAAAUUAUUUUAAUUUUUGACUGUUAUAUGAAUUAGGCCUACCUAAAUUUCAUAGAAAGAUUGAUAGUUUUUCAACCUGUAUGCAUAUGAGAUGAUAUAACACUAUUUUCAUAGAGUAUAUUUCUAUUUACAAGCCACCUGUUAUUUGCUUGACAUUCCCCCAGACCAUAUAAAACUUUGAAAUGUAACUUAUGUUUGGUGAGCUUUAAGAAUUACAUAAACCUUACUUAAACAAGUUACUGGCAUCCUUACUAGCUUUUCCCACAUAUAAUUAUGAUGCAUUUGAUGCCACUGAACAAUAGUAGCAUGAAGAACAGGACCUACAGUCUAGACUGGAUUGAGUUUUAAUUAAAUUUCUUCAGCCAUAGCCUGAUAAGAAUCAGGCUGGGUCUAGAAGAAUUACCAGACUGUGGGCCUAUAUUAAUUUUGUGAGCCGGUGUUAAUGUUUACUGCUAUCCUUUCAUAGCAAUGCCAGUUUCACAACCGUGACUGUAUAUGUGACUUUUGGUAACUAUGGUUUAUAUCUAAAGUAAUUUAGACUUUAUGGAAGUAGCUCAUGAUUAUUUGGACAAGCAGGGUAGGUAAAUUUCAAUUAUGUUUAAAAUGUAAUUAAGGAAAUCCUAGAGUAGAGCACUCUUUCCAGGAAAACGAGUUAAGUAUUUAUAAAGUAUCCUAGCAUGAAAACUUUAUUGACUAUAUGUAGAAUUCUGACAAGGUUCACAUAGUAUGACUUUUUUUAAAUUUAAAGUUUGCUACUUUGUUGAUUUAACAUUUCAAGGAGGAACAAACAUUCUAGCCAAGGAAAAUUGCACGGUUAAUUUUUUCUGCUAAUUUAAGCAUGCAUUUUUCAUAAUUAAAACUUACUCCCUUAAUUAAAACUUACUCCCUCUUGAGUAAGUUUUGUUACCAAAAAUGCCCAUUUUUCUGGACAAAUAACAUUUUCCAAAAAUGGAAAAAAGAAAUAGAUCCACUGUUGAAAAAAUAAAAAAAAAAAAAAACCAACAAUACAAAAAAACACACUAAAUUGUGCCUUCUCUCAAAUUAUAGGAACAGUAGUAGUAAAAACUUGUUUAUUUUUUGUAAUCCCUUUCAUUUUUCCUUAGAUCUUCCCUCCACAAAUGAUUGCCUUAUUUCCUUCUGUUUAUUUUUAAGUUCCUUUGGCCAAGCCUCACACUAUCACUGUCAUAAGUUGUUCACUAAAUAUAUUUUUCUAUUUCUUCUUUCAUGUUGUUUCAUUUUUUUAAGUCACCUUGGUAAACAUUUGGCUGCCUUCUCGUGCUUUUAAAAUGAAUGCAAUGAAUAGCAAUCUUUAUCUUUUAACCCUUUAAAAAGUUUGUAAAGGAAAGAAAUAAUGCAGAGAUAAGAACAAAAUCUAACUUGGAAUCUGAACAGCAGCAAGUUGCACAAACUCAUUUAAUUUUCUCAUUUACAAAAUGUGGAUAAUAACCUACCUCACAGACGUGUGUGAGAAACUGUUAGAAGGCCCUUGUUUAAAACCAGGGUUUAUAUCCCCACAUUUAAUGUAAACCCCUUCCUUUUUUUAAAUAGGUAUCUUUGAUACUGAUGAGUAUCUUGAUUUUUACGUAAGUUUUAUGUGGUAAGAACAUAGUAGUAAAAAUGUUUAAGAACACAGUUUCACAGGUUAUGGUGUUCUUGUUUUAAGUGAUAUUUUAAAUUUCUUGAAAACAUUAAAAAUUUAAAUAUCAAGCUUGUUUUGAAUAUUCUUAUUCAGAACUUCUUAAAAUGUUGGCUGAAGCUGCCUUAAUGUAUCAAAAUACAGCUUUCUUGUAAGACUAUUCACAAACAUCUAUGGUUGUACAAUGUUUUGAAUGUUUAAUGUAAAGUUUUUAUAGUACUGUGAACUCUAAGGAUAGUAUCUUGAUAUUGUUUUAGGAAGAAUGUUUGUGUUAUUAUGUAUGCUUAAAUAUUAGAUCGUGGACUUUGAGUGCAACAAAUAAAACUGAAAGUUGACAGCCAUUAUCAGGUUAUGUCCAUGACAAUCAUAAGAUAAUGUAAGAUUAAUCAGAUAUUGAUUAUUCAGUUUUUUUCAAGAGCAGCCCACAUUCAUUCUUUCUUAGCCCGUCUUUGAAAAGAAAAAAAAAAAAAGCAGCCCUUAGGUUGAUACACAUUAGCCCCUUGGAGUAUUUUAUUAGAUAUCCAUUUAAAUUUUUUUAAACUGUUGAAAUUGGGACCACUUUUUAUAACUGAUUUCAGGAAAAAAAAUGACUUCCAGUGCUUUUGUGUUUUAAUAACCAUAGAUUCAAAUUUCAGUUUUGUUUGUUAUAUAUUUUUUGUGAAUGUUAAAUGAUCAGUAGGAAGGAUUUGUCUUCCAGUAACUAUAUGGAAAAAAUGUCUUCUUGAAUCACAUGGCAGUUCAUAGUUACAGGUUCUCUCUGAUUAUCUCCCUAAUUAAUGUUUGCACUGUAUGAAACUUCAAGGCAACAAACACAAAAGAGAAAAGCAGCCUAUCUGAUUGCUUGUAAGCUUUUUUUCCCAUAAAAAUCACAUUAAAGUUUCUGGUUAAUUUGAAAAUUGUUUUUUUGUUUCUGUUCUGUCAUUAAGCUAAAAUUCUGCAUGCCACCUAAUAAAGAGAAAGUUUUUAUAGGAAAA
Microcebus murinus (gray mouse lemur) is the source of this 9300-nucleotide messenger RNA. It is a transcript of the gene PRKAA2, whose product is annotated as protein kinase AMP-activated catalytic subunit alpha 2. The record is from RefSeq and is a predicted model, not a curated record. Gene Ontology annotation, cellular component: cytoplasm. Gene Ontology annotation, biological process: intracellular signal transduction; protein phosphorylation. NCBI's taxonomy places the organism in Eukaryota, Metazoa, Chordata, Mammalia, Primates, Cheirogaleidae. Gene Ontology annotation, molecular function: AMP-activated protein kinase activity; ATP binding.